Messenger RNA from Callorhinus ursinus (northern fur seal), 1427 nucleotides. RefSeq names its product spectrin repeat containing nuclear envelope family member 4 (gene SYNE4). The record is from RefSeq and is a predicted model, not a curated record. NCBI's taxonomy places the organism in Eukaryota, Metazoa, Chordata, Mammalia, Carnivora, Otariidae. Gene Ontology annotation, biological process: establishment of epithelial cell apical/basal polarity. Gene Ontology annotation, cellular component: nuclear envelope; nuclear outer membrane; meiotic nuclear membrane microtubule tethering complex.
UGAGGGGCAGUGUCUGGGACCUUGGGUGGUGUGGGCCCUGGGGUCAGAUGUAUGGGGCAGAAUCCAGGGCUCUUGGGUCAGGGUUCUAUCAGGAAACCCCUUAGGUGGGAUGAAUGGGGUGAGCCUAGGUUCAGCUAACUGGCUGGCUAGGGAGGGAGGAGUUAAAUGGUACUGCUGUCACCUGAGCUGGGCAUCAGGUUACCUGUGUCCACGUUCUGCUUGUUGGAAGGUAGAGCUGAGCCUGCUCCUGGGCCUCUGGCUGCCCAGGAGCCAGGGAGAGGGCUCUCACUGGGGAUCCUCACUGACUAUCCCCAGGCUCACAGCUAUGGCCCUGCCCCCACCUCUGGGCCCUAGACUCCUCUCAGAGCCCCUCAACCACCCCCCUGGAGGCCUUAGGGAACUGGACAUGGCUGGAUGUACCAUCUGCCCUGCAUCUGGAGAGGAGAGAAACAGAUUGCCAACACCCUCUUCCAGUGAGGACCCAGCUGGGGGCAAACACUGUGAGCACCUCAGCUCCGGCCAGGAGGUAUUGGAGGCCGAGCAGGACAGCCUAGCCCUAUGCCUGUUGGGGCUGGGCCUCCGGCUGCAGGACCGAGAGCAAGGCCUGGGGCCCUGGGCAUCAGCCCGGAGCAGGAUGGGCCAGCUGCAGGCCCUCCAGGCAGACCUGCGUGGGGCAGCGGAGCGUGUAGAUGCCCUGCUGGCGUUCGGUGAGGGGCUGGCACAGCGGAGUGAGCCUCGGGCCCGGGCAUCCCUGGAGCAGGUCCUGAGGGCCCUCAGAGCCCACCGAGGCAGCAUCUUUCGGCGACUGUGGUGGCUGCAGGCCCAGCUGGUCAGCUCUAGCCUGGUAUUUGAGGAGGCCAACCCACUGGAUCAGGACUUGGAAGUCGAGGGGGACUUGGACGGGCCAGGACCUGGUGGGGUCUGGGGGCCCUGGGCACCCAGUAGCUACCCCAGUCCCGCAGAGUUGGAGUGGGACCCGGCAGGGGAUGUUGGACGCCUCAGGCCCUUGGGGCAAAAGACAGCCUGGACACCAGGAGCUCGCUGUGAGCUGUGUGGCCACAGAGGCCCCCAGAGCGGGGGACAAGGCCUUGAGGACAUGCUCAUGUCGGGCUUCAACCACUGGAAACACUUGGCAGGUCACCAAAGAUGUUCCCUGCUCCAGAAGUCUCAGGACAAGAAGCAGGCAUCUCCCAAUCUCCAGGACGUGAUGUUGGAGGUAGACCCUGGAGCCCCUCCUCCUGCAUCCGGGCACUGCCUGACCUUCCUCCUCCUCCUCCUCUUCCUUUUCCUGGUGGGUGUCACCUUGCUCCUGCCACCGUCAGGGGGCUCCUGCUGCUGUCCUGCCCGACUGGCCAGGACACCUUACCUGGUGCUCAGCUAUGUCAAUGGUCCCCCCCCAAUCUGAGUACAUAGCCCGGACAUAUGUA